Messenger RNA from Chironomus riparius, 1755 nucleotides. The record is from the annotation of a GenBank genome assembly. NCBI's taxonomy places the organism in Eukaryota, Metazoa, Arthropoda, Insecta, Diptera, Chironomidae.
AUGGAUUUGAAGGGAGCUCUGGUAAAAUUAUCGCCAUUAAUGCAGUUAUUAGAGGAUAUAAACUACCAGAGGACAAAGGAAAUGCGGAAUUUGAUGAAGGAUGAUUCUGGAUUCGUUGUGCUGCAAGGGAAUACACAAUGGACUGAAAUUUUUGUUAGACAUUUCUUAUUCCAAAAUCAUCAAAAAGCCGCAAUUGAUUCUGAUGAUCUCUUAUUUUUUGUUCGAAAGAAGUAUAUUAAGGAAAGUAGUCGGAGUAAACCAAAGUAUGAGGAUGAAAUUGAGGUGUUUCGUAAGGAUUCAAAGAAGCUUCCAAUUGGUGACCCUGAUGUAGACUGGGAGGAAACAGUCUACCUGAAUUGUGUGAUUCAUCAGUUUGAUUAUUAUUUGACACUUGCUAUUUGUACAAGGACAUCGCCCAAAGAGCUUCAAAUUUUAAAAAGACAUUCACAAAGAGUCUAUGCUAGUCCUUCUAGACGAAAAAUGGACUCUAAAGGAGAAUCUGAAGAGAUUACGUACCCGCACAUAUGCUUCAUGGUCGAUAAUUUUGAUGAGGUUUUCAGUGACAUUUUAGUCCGUGACGGUGAGAUGGUGUGCGUAGAACUAGUCGCUAAAGAUCAUGAUGGAAGUAUUCAGGGAGUUAUUUUCCUAGGAUCCAUAAGAUAUGACGCACUCAAGAAGGUUUAUGAUGCACGACAAAGUAGUUUAAGUUCCAAAAUGGCACAACGAAUGACUUUUGGAUUAUUUAACUCAGCACCGCAGACACGAUGUGAAUUUGUUCGAAUGAAAGGUCCGGGAAAUAAAGGAUUUGCAGAAAUGGCAGUGACUAAACCAAAAGGAAGUGGAAUUGAAACACCAACAUCUGAACCUGGAUUUUGUAUGACCGAUAUGUUUGAUUCCGAAUGUGAAGAUGAUUUAGACGAGUGCUAUAAUCAAAAACAUCAACGACGACUUAGUGAUCCAAGUGCAAAUUUAAACAACUUUUCUAAGAAUGGCUGGCGUACAACAAAAUCAUCAAACAAUCAAGCUGGUUACGGAAACUCAAAAGUUCUAUCUCAAAACGAAGGUCUUGACUCGUUGGCUAAUGAAGUUUGGGAAAUUGAGGCCGGUGAUGUUCGUGAUGUCGAAUGUGUUAUGGGUGGAUACGGUAGAAAUAAGGAUGGGGAAAAUGCUGUUUUAAUGAAUCACGCAGACAGAUAUCCAACAGGUUCUAUACAAUCAACGAAUGUUUUGGCAGUAUUUAAGACAGACCCAAGCCAAAAGGAUUACAAUUUUGAAAUGCUGCUGACAGAGGCAGCGAAAUUUCUUUGCAUUGACGCAAAUCUCGCAUCUGACUCUGCAAUGUUAAUAACAGGCACAUUGAGUGGAAUUGGAAUUGUUUAUGCCAUCCAGCAUCUUCCCUUUUAUAAGAUGGCCAUGCUAAGAUGGCCUUUCACGCUUUCACCCUGAGUGUAUGGAUUUCUUUGUGCAUGCCCAUCCAAAUCAUUUUCACAAGAGGGAUAAUGUGGUACCCAGACAUGUUGUGAGGAUUACACAGGACUUGGAAUUCAUUGGUGAUUUUGCAGCUGAUCAUUUCUUAAUGGACGAUUUGCGGACGAUGAACGCGCGCAUUAAUGGAAUAGAUCCGCUUGUUAUUAAUUAAGCAUUUUCGCUGUAAUUUGAACCAUAGCUUCAAUAACAUAACUUUAAUUUCAAAAAAUUCAUUUCAAAUCAAAAUUUUCUGAUUUGCCCACAGACAGACAGACGUUGCUGUAUCGC